This is a messenger RNA of Rubroshorea leprosula, 3381 nucleotides long. Lineage: Eukaryota; Viridiplantae; Streptophyta; Magnoliopsida; Malvales; Dipterocarpaceae. The record is from the annotation of a GenBank genome assembly.
AAACCAUAAUUAAAAAUGUAAAAUAAAGAAAAAAUUAGUAGUAAGGAGUACAAGUUGUGGACUGAAAUAUGAGACCGGUUCUUUGUCUUAAGCCUCACUUAAACCAUUCUCUUUCUCUAAAUCCACCCUCUACCUUCAGCUCUCUUCUUGGUUCGCCGCAGAGCUUUAGCUUUUACGAUGGACUGCUUAAGUCCUGCUAUGAUUUGCCUUCGCUCCAACAGAUACAUUCUUCUCUUACUACUUCGGGAAUCAUCUCCAACAACCCACAUUUGUGCGCCCGAAUCAUCAUCAAAUACGCCCAAUUUGGAAAAGUCAACAGUUCUCGUUUGUUGUAUGAUGCUGAUAAAACCAGUUCUUUUCUUUGGAACACAAUGAUACGGGCAUAUGCAAAUGGCGGUCACUCUGUUGAAACACUGGACUUGUAUUCUCUUAUGCGGAGAAAUGGAAUUUCCCCUGAUAGUUACACUUUCCCUUUUACUCUUAAAGCAUGCGCUUCCAGAUCAUUGAUUCUAGAGGGGGAGGUUGUUCAUGGGGACGCCAUCAAAACUGGGUUCUCUUUGGAUUUGUAUGUUGAGGCCGCCUUGGUUGAUAUGUAUGCCAAGUGUGGCCAAAUUGAUGCUGCUCGCAAGGUUUUCGAUGAAAUGCCCAUGAGGGAUACGGUUUGCUGGACUGCCAUGAUUACUGCAUGUGAACAGGCUGAGCUGCCUGAGGAGGCAGUUGUAUUGUUCCAAAAGAUGCAACAGGCGGGUGUUUUUGCGGAUGCUGUGUCCAUAGUGAGUGUUGCUUCUGCUGUUGCUCAGUUGGGAGAUACCAUGAGGUCACAAAUGAUUCAUGCUCAAGUAAUUUGCAAGGGGUAUGUUAUGGAUGUCUCUGUUGGGAAUGCAGUUAUUUCUAUGUAUGCAAAAUGUGGCAAUGUGGAUAAGGCACGUCUGGUAUUUGAUUUAAUGGAGGAAAGAGAUGGCAUCACAUGGAAUUCUAUGCUUUCUGGCUAUUCUCAAAAUGGACAAGCAAGCGAAGCAUUGAUUCUUUUUGAUGAGAUGCUGGACCUUGGGCAUAAGCCUAAUCCAGUGACGGUACUGAUCAUGGUUUCUGUUUGUGCUUAUCUGGGUUACAAAUAUCUUGGAAGGAAGUUCCAUGAUUUUAUAAUUGAUAGCAGAAUAAAAGUCGAUGCAAAUCUUCAAAAUGCAUUGAUGGACAUGUAUGCUAAAUGUGGGGAACUAGACACUGCUCUGAAUAUGUUCAAUGAUAUUCAUCCAAGUGAAAGGAAUGUCACCUCGUGUAAUGUGCUGAUUUCAGGAUAUGGCACUCAUGGAUUUGGGAAAAAGGCACUAGAACUCUUCUCACAAAUGGUUCAGGAAGGUAUUGAGCCAGACCAUAUGACUUUCACAUCUCUUCUUUCCGCCUGUAGUCACGCAGGCCUUAUUGAGGAGGGUAGGAAAUGUUUUGUAGACAUGAAGAACUUUGUAACACCCUAUGUUAAGCAUUAUGCUUGCAUGGUGGAUAUGCUUGGCCGAGCUGGACUUUUAUAUGAAGCCUUUGAUUUGAUUAGGCAGAUGCAAUCUCCUCCAAAUGAUGACAUCUGGGGUGCUUUGUUGUUGGCUUGCAGAAUCCACGGGAACACUGAAUUAGGGGAAAUUGCUGCAAAAAAUCUAUUCCAGCUUGAGCCAGAGCAUGCUGGUUACUACGUGCUAAUGUCAAAUCUAUAUGCAGCUUCAAACAGAUGGCAAGAAGUAUGGAAAUUAAGGGAACAUAUGAAGAAAAGGAGAUUGAGAAAAUAUGCAGCAUUUAGUGUGAUUGAGUUCAGUAGAGAGGUUCACGGCUUCCACACGGCUGAUCGAGUGAAUCCAUUCUGGCAGGAGGUUCACAGGAAGAUAGAGAGCUUGCAAGUUGAGAUGAAGAUGGCUGGAUAUGUGCCGGAUCUUUCGUGUGUCCUACACGAUGUGGAAGAGGAAGACAAGGAGCACACUCUAAAAUAUCACAGUGAAAAACUAGCUGUAGCUUUUGGCAUCAUGAAGACUGACCCAGGCCUAGCAAUUCAGGGGGAUCGCUUUAUACCCAAUAGAAGUUUAAUGGAUCUUGAUCAAGCCCAUGGCUUGUUGACUAACAAUACCAGAGAAUUCUAUACUUCGAAAUACAGCGAUUUAUAUAGACAGAAACUGGUUGAGAAUCUUACUUUAGAUUCCGAAGGGAAACCAUUUAGGAUGUUAGUUUUCAGGGGAAGCCCAAAAUCAAGCCAAAAGUCUAUUCGUCUUGUUGAUGAAAUGAGAAGUGAGGAGGUAAUGGAUAAAAAAGGGAACAGUCACCGAUCAUUUCCGAAGGGAGAAGUGAGGAUUCUGGAUGCGCCGAAUCUUAGAAAUAACUUCUACUAUAACACCAUUGAUUGGGGGAUGAACAACAUUCUCUCUGUUGCUUUGGGUCGGACUGUCUACCUUUGGCACUCGGAGAGCAACCAUGUGCAGAAGCUGUUGCAGGUUGAUGAUGAGAAUGAUCAUCCUACCAGUGUGGUCUGGUCUCAGGAUGCCAGAACCCUCGCUGUUGGACAUUCCGGCUCUACACUUCAGCUAUGGGAUGCUGAGACUUCUAAACUAGUUAGAAGCCUAGAAGGUCACACCAAAAGGGUUGCAACCGCUGCUUGGAAUGGCCACAUUUUAACAUCAGGAAGCCAUGAUAAAUCCAUUAUCAAUCAUGAUGUUAGAGCAAGAAACAAUUGUGUUUCCCGUAUAAAAGCACACAAAGAAGAAGUAUGUGGUUUGACAUGGUCAAGUGGAGGCAGUACAUUGGCAAGUGGAGGCAAUGAAAAUCUGAUAUACAUAUGGCAAGCUUCAAAAAUGAGUUCAUCCGAUUUUUUGCACAGAUUUAAUGAUCAUUGUGCUGCUGUCAAGGCCCUGGCAUGGUGCCCAUAUCAGUCCAAUGUACUUGCCUCUGGAGGAGGCACAAACGAUGGGUGCAUCAAGAUAUGGAAUACACAGAAGGGAUUCUGCAUUAACACCAUAGACACCAAAGCUCAGAUUUCUGGGCUGGUGUGGAACAGACAUCACAAGGAGAUCAUGAGCGGCCACGGUUUUGGGACAAAUGGGCAUCAAAACAAGCUAUGCUUGUGGAGGUAUCCUUCCAUGAGGAAAUUGAGAGAAUUUGGUCCUCAUGACUCCCGAGUUAUCAACCUUUGCCAGAGUCCCGAUGGUUUAACUGUGGUAUCAGCUGGUGCGGAUGAGACACUUCGCUUCUGGGAUGUUUUUGGACCCCCAGUUGAUGAAAAGUCUACAGUUUCAGAACUUGAUGGCCUUUUGUCUUUCAAGACAUCCCUAAUAAGAUGAUGGCUCUGUAUUUAUCUGGCUUAUACACAGAAAGGGUGGAGCAGAAGAAGAAAUUUCUUUUCCCUAG